AAGAGCUCUACUAGAGCUCUUAUCUUAUUUAUUUCUAAGAAAAAUAAUAGUUUAUAUCUUUAUAUAGAUUUUAGAAAUCUUAAUAGAAUUUUUAUUAAGAAUUAUUAUUCUCUAUAUCUAAUUUUAGAGAUUUUAAAUAAAAUAAAAUUUCUAAAAAUAAAUACUUCUCUAAAAUUAAUAUUAUAG
Aspergillus saccharolyticus JOP 1030-1 is the source of this 186-nucleotide messenger RNA. RefSeq lists its product as uncharacterized. The record is from RefSeq and is a predicted model, not a curated record. The annotation marks the transcript as partial. The transcript has a single exon. NCBI's taxonomy places the organism in Eukaryota, Fungi, Ascomycota, Eurotiomycetes, Eurotiales, Aspergillaceae.